Messenger RNA from Musa acuminata subsp. malaccensis (wild Malaysian banana), 2231 nucleotides. The record is from RefSeq and is a predicted model, not a curated record. Lineage: Eukaryota; Viridiplantae; Streptophyta; Magnoliopsida; Zingiberales; Musaceae.
CAUUAGAAUAAAGAAAAUUUGAAGCUUUUACUGACCAAAAUUACAUGUUGAAGCAGUUGCAUGAAAAGUGACACAACUGUUCCUUCACUCUCUCUCUCUCUCUACUCAAAUAUGCACAGAGCCAGUGCGAGUAAUCUAAUCCUUGUCGACAGAGGCACCAUCAGAACAACACUUGAGACCCACCCACAGGAUGCCUUCAUCUGAGAUCUUGGUUGACCUUUUCACCAGGAGAAGAACCCUUCAUUAACUGAAUUGCCUUGGAUCAUGCACGAGUUCUCCUGGUGAGGUCCCACAUUUGACCUUUUCCAACUUCAACCAUGCUUAAGUGCCAUCAAGAAUUCCAAACAAGGUGUGCACAUGUAAGCAGUCCAUUAGAAAGCAGAGUCUCAGGGGAAGAAUGGUGGUGGUGGUGAACUCCUUUAUCUCCCUUCUCUGUUGAGCACAUCCACUCCCGGUUGUCGACAUCAUCGCCAUCUGAUGAUUACUCUGCUCUCUCUCUCUCAUUUUGCUCCCGUGCAUGGAUUCUCCUCCUCUCCACAAAGGUGAGAAGGCUCUAAAGAAGCAACCGCCACUCGCCUCUCUCUUUUCUCCCUCACCGGAAGCCAACACAUCCUGAAGCUGCUACGAGAGGAAGAGGAACCACCAAUCAGAUCUUGAGCUCGGUGAUGGAGAGGCCUCAGGGAUCUAAGGGGGUUUCUUGAACCCAUUUGAGCUCAUAUGUUGUAUUUUCUUGAUCUUGGUCAGUGCCCGGGAGAUGGAAGGAGAUCGGUUGUUGCCGCCGCUGCCGCUGCCGCUGGCGUCGUCGAAGCAUCGCUGCAAGGUGUGCCGCAAGUGCUUCCCGACCGGGAGAUCUUUGGGUGGCCACAUGAGGUCUCACUUCGCCGUGGCCGCCAACUCCUCGUCGGAAGGCGACGAGCGGCAGCAGAGCAGCUAUAGCCUGAGGGAGAACCCCAAGAAGACCUGGCGGCUAUCGGAUUCCGGCGACGGAGAUGGAGAGAUGCAGUGCGCGGAGUGCGGCAACGAGUUCCUGUCCUGGAGAGCGUUCUUUGGACACAUGCGGUGCCACUCCGAGAAGCCUUCCGAGGAGCGAGGAGAGCAAGAUGGCCCCUGCAGCAAUGUCGUCCAUCGGAACGGCUUCGGCAGCCAACUUGGCACCGAGGCCGCGGCAGAAACCGUUGCAGGGAGGCGGAUAAGAUCGAAACGGACCGAUCGAGCUUAUCCUGAGGACGAGGACGGCGCCAUCAACCUCAUGCUGCUCUCCAGGGGUGUCAGAAACUGGAGCCGCAGCUGCAGCGAGACGUCGGACAAGAACUCGGCGGAGGUUCUUGAGACUUGGGACUUCGUCUCGAUUGGAAGCGAGAAGACGGGAUCCAAGUCGGGCGAUCCAAGAAACGGGUUCAAGAAGAUGGAAUCUCGUGGUGCUGAUGAUGGAAUCGCCAGAGAUGACAUCGACGAAACCAAGAAACCCGUGGCCUACGCCUCCAUCACCGACGACCUCAAGAACCCUGACCAAGAGCCGACGCCAUGUCCUUCCAAGAACGAGGAUCCGAGUUCUGUUGCAGGGGAAACAAGCAUGAAGACUAGAUUAGACGGAAUCGAUCACAAACUUGGGAGGAAUUCUUCAAGCACGCUGGAGAGGUUUGAUCCUGCCGAUGAUUCUCUCCGUCAUGCUUCUUCGAACGAUUGCUUGGCUAAGGCUACCAAGAAGAGAAGCCAGUUCGAAUGCAAGUCCUGCAACAAGGUGUUCGACUCCCACCAAGCUCUCGGCGGCCACAGAGCAAGCCACAAGAGGAUGAAAGGCUGCCGGGGCCACAGGACCCAUGUCGCUGAGAACAGCACGGAAACCGAUGCUUCGGCGGACGAAGCAGCGACGGAGGACACCGGCAGUGGAUCGUCGAAGGCGAACAAGGGCCACCGGUGUCUCAUCUGCAGCAGGUUCUUCAGCUCCGGCCAGGCUUUGGGCGGCCACAAGAGGUCUCACUUGGUGGCCACCGCUGGUUCCAAAAGACUUUGGGCGGCCAUUCGGCAGCAGCCACUCGAGAAGCCCGGCGUGCUCGAUCUCAAUCUUCCAGCUGAUGGAAGUGAAGACCUCAAGUCAUGGUGGCUGGGAGGCAACCUCAAGCAUGAGCCACUGCUGGGUGUGAUCUCCAAUUGAUGGAAGAGCGAGAGGGGAGUGCAGGUUGCUCCAAAGGUUGCUGAGUUACUGUUCCAUCCAUCGUUGAGCUGCUGAG